Carassius auratus (goldfish) is the source of this 4193-nucleotide messenger RNA. RefSeq names its product protein fem-1 homolog A-like. The record is from RefSeq and is a predicted model, not a curated record. Gene Ontology annotation, molecular function: protein binding. Bases 667 to 2511 code for a protein of 614 amino acids. The transcript has 4 exons. NCBI's taxonomy places the organism in Eukaryota, Metazoa, Chordata, Actinopteri, Cypriniformes, Cyprinidae.
AGGGUUUGUCAUAAUUUAUUCUGGUAAAAGUAAAUAACAUGAAUAUUAAGCUAUGAAUUCGUUUAGCAGCUGAUACAUUUAGCGGGUCUAAACGUCAAGCACGCAAUAAAAGAACAGAGCAGUUUAUUUCUAAAAACAUUUAUAUAUUUCACAGGUCUCACACACGGACAACCCCGUUCUCGGUACAGUAAAAGAUCACAGUGACGUCACACAUGCCAGAAGAGUUGUUCAUACAUUCCGUGUUUACAACACACCGCCAGAGAUUCACGCAAAGCAUGACGGGCAAUGUAGUUCCGUGAGGCGCUCCAACACAGGCUGACGUGAGCACGCGCUUGUUUAUGGACCACAUUUCCCACAAGCCUUCGCGAAACGAGUUUGCCUGGCGACGCACUGGCGUUCGCGACUCCAGGCAGUUAAUGUAGUUCUUUGCGCGGCUCGCGCUGUAGACUGACAGGCCGCACGGACUACAUUACCCAGCCUCCCGCGCGCCGCUGGUAAAUAGAGCUGUCAAACAACAUCGACGCCAUUUCGACAACAGCCUUAAAAUGGAAGUAAAAUACAGAGCGAGGAUCGUUCCUCACUGAAUAAGAAGCGACGCGCGCUUCUCACGCUCGCGAACACAGACGCGCUUUAACGGACACUUUGAAGACGCCCCGCGGCGACGCGAUGGAUAUCAGCACUGCGGUGUUUAACGCGGCGAGAGACGGAAAACUGAAACUCAUCCAGAAGUUGCUGAGCAACAAAAGUCCGCAGGAGCUGGAGGCGCUGGCGGAGGAGAAGACGCAGGGAGGCACGCCGCUGCUCAUCGCCUCGCGCUACGGACACCUGCAGGUGGUGGAGUACCUGCUGGAGCACUGCAGGGCCGGCGUGGAGCUCGGGGGCGCCGUCAGCUUCGACGGGGAGACGAUAGAAGGCGCUCCGCCGCUGUGGGCCGCCUCCGCCGCGGGGCACCUGCCGGUGGUGAAGACGCUCCUGGAGCACGGAGCCUCCGUCAACAGCACCACCCUCACCAACUCCACCCCGCUGCGGGCCGCCUGCUUCGACGGACACCUGGAGAUCGUGCGCUACCUGGUGGAGCAUCACGCGGACCUGGAGGUGGCCAACCGUCACGGUCACACCUGUCUGAUGAUCUCCUGCUACAAGGGCCACAAGGAGAUCGCCCAGUUCCUGCUGGAGCACGGGGCCGACGUCAACCGGCGGAGCGUGAAGGGCAACACGGCUCUACACGACUGCGCCGAGUCCGGCAGCCUGGAGAUCCUGAAGCUGCUGCUGAAGGGUGGAGCGAGGAUGGAGCGGGACGGGUACGGCAUGACCCCGCUCCUCGCCGCCAGCGUCACUGGACACACCAACAUCGUGGAGUACCUGCUGCACCAGCCGCGGUCCGCCCGAGAGCCCCGCAUCGACGCGCUGGAGCUGCUGGGGGCCACCUUCGUGGACAAGAAGCGUGACCUGCUGGGCGGCAUGCGCUACUGGAGGAGAGCCAUGGAGCUGCGGCAGACGGGCGACAAGAGCCUGGCUAAACCGGCCCCGGGGCCCCCGGUGCCCGCGUACGACUGCGCCCGCGAGGUGUGUACGGCCGAGGAGCUGGAGGCGCUGGUCACUGACCCGGACGAGAUGCGCAUGCAGGCGCUGCUGAUCCGAGAGCGCAUCCUCGGGCCCUCGCACCCCGACACCUCCUACUACAUCCGCUACCGCGGGGCCGUGUACGCCGACUCGGGCGACUUCGAGCGCUGCAUCCGUCUGUGGAAGUACGCUCUGGACAUGCAGCAGAGACACCUGGACCCGCUCAGCCCCAUGACCGCCAGCAGCUUCCUGUCCUUCGCCGAGCUCUUCUCCUUCGUGCUGCAGGACCGAGCCAAGGGCCGCGUCGCUCGGGUCAGCUUCCAGGACCUGAUGGGUGUUCUGAGGAAGAGUGUGUGUGAGGUGGAGCGGGCCGUGGCGCAGCGGGACAGUCCUCCGGAGACGCCUCAGUUCACCAAAGCACUGUCCAUCAUCCUGCACCUGCUGUUCCUGCUGGAGAAGCUGGAGUGUGCUCCGGAGCAGGAGCACCAGAAGCGUCUGACCGUGUACCGGCUGCUGAAGCUCAGCCCGCGGGCGAGGAGCGGCUACACCCCGCUGCACAUGGCUGUGGACAAGGACACCACGUCUGUGGGCCGUUACCCGGUGGGGCGCUUCCCGUCUCUGUGUGUGGCGCGUCUGCUGCUGGAGUGCGGUGCUGACGUAGACUCCCGCGACUGUGAGAACAACACCCCGCUGCACGUCGCCGCCGCUAACGGCUGUCCGGAGAUCAUGGCGGCGCUGAUCCGGGCCGGAGCGCACUUCGACGCCACCAACGCCCAGCACAAGACAGCCUACGAGCUGCUGGACGAGCAGAGCAGCGGGCGACACGCGCUCCACCCGCUCAGCUACGUCACGCUGCAGUGUCUGGCGGCACGCACCAUCCUGAGACACAGACUGCCCUACAAAGGACUGACCACGGAGCAGAUGGAGGCCUUCAUCGAGCUGCACUGACCCCAGCAGACUGACAGGUUGCAGGCUUGUUUCAGGUCAUCAGCUGCGUGUGGACGGGCGAGUGACCUGAUCAGAGCAGAACUGACCCGCAGCCGUCUCUCCUGAAGUGUCAUAAUGCUGUUGUGUAUUACUCUCUCUCUUUGAGACGCUGAAGGACUGAAGCCCAUGGUGCCAAACACUAGCCUUACAUCAUCAUCAUCCUCAUCAUCUGUGAAUGUGUGUGUGGCGGUGGUUUUAAUGUGUUUUUACUGGCUCUGUGCUCUUCUUCUUUUGGGGAUUCGACUGUAACAUACAGAACUUGGCACUUUAUCCACUCUAAAUGAGAAAAGCUGACCUUACAUUGAUAUCUAUGCAGUUUAUUAACAGGUGGAUUUGGAGCGACAGAUUUGACAACCCGGGCUGUUUUUGUGUUUAGUGUGGUUUUGUUUUUGUUUUUUUUGCUGGAGUUAGGUGGAAAGCUUCAGAUGCGUUGGAGUCUCAUCCUGAUUGGCUUUAAGUGAAUUGUUCUUGGUGAGAUGUGAUGGCUGUAAUGAUGUUUCUCUGUUGUCGGUCUGUCGUUGUAAAUGCACCCAGUGAAAGCACUUUGAAAAUCUUAACACUUUAAGCUCUAAACCAGAGAAACUACAGCUGAUUUGGUUAAUUUAAGACAUGUAUGGUGAUGCCUGAAUAAAACGAGUGUCCCGUCCGUUCGUCUGAUGUCUGUUGGUCUCUGAAUCCAUUGAUUGUAGACUUUCUUUUCAGGUCGAGAUGAUCGCAGACGGCAGAUGUGCAUCUCUGAAUCCUGCAAGUGUUUCCUUUUGAUAACUUCAUAUUUCAGAGAGCUGUAGUUUAUAUCUCCGUGUAUUGCACCCGGCCGUAAAUGUCUCUGUGUUUAUUAUAAUUUGAGUAUCUGGUAGGUCUUGGGAUUUCAUGUUCCGGUGAUCUACAGUUAAUGUGAUUAUAUACAUUUGUCAUCAAAACAAACAUAUUUCACCCUAAAGCCAAGAAAGUGUAAAGAAAGUGUACUUUAAGAAAUAUUUCUGUUGAGGAUUCAUCACAGCUCUCCUGUAUCUACUGCAGAAAUACAGAACAACACGCUUCCUAAGGCAAAUUACAUGUGUCAAGUAUGAUUGGAAGAAUACCUCCUGCUAACAUUUGUUGAUUUUAAGAAAAAAAAAAACCCUAGCUGUGUCUGAACAGAAGGAUCUUCAUCCCUGAAGAAGCUGAACAUAAAGAGUGAGUGAGGGAGAGAUAUGAAGCAUUCGUUCCUCAGGCUGAAGCACCGCAUCACAGAGCUGGAUGUGAAAGCUGAUCUUCAGGCGAGCAGAUAUAAAUAGCGUGUCAUGAUCGUCCAUGUGUGGGUUCUCCUGAGAGCCGUGACUAUUUUCGGGGCUCGAGGUCUUGUGUGUAAUCGAACCCUUGGCUCUCGGGUCAGUGAUCCUGAAGGUCUGGAGCUGCUCGUCCACUGCAGGAACUCGAUCUCCUCAAACGCUCGUAAAGUCUCAGAUGGACGAGAUCUGCGUCUCGACGAAAAGCACAUCAAUGUCUUUCAGCUCAAAGGUCAUCAUCGCUGGAUCUUCUUCCAGACAGAGAUGUGUUUCAGUUCAGUGUUUAUAUAUUCAGGACACACAUCAUCCCACAGCUGUGAACCACCAUAAAACACUCUUUUCCAUAAAGAAUUAAAUAAAAAUGCAUUAUUUCAA